Molecule: messenger RNA, 2950 nt
Organism: Hevea brasiliensis (rubber tree)
Lineage: Eukaryota; Viridiplantae; Streptophyta; Magnoliopsida; Malpighiales; Euphorbiaceae
Product: protein kinase STUNTED
Exons: 10
Coding region: 275-2566 (763 amino acids)
Biological process (GO): protein phosphorylation
Molecular function (GO): ATP binding; protein kinase activity
Source: RefSeq, a predicted model, not a curated record
GCUUUUGUAGCAAAAUACACUCGGAUGCACUCUAACAUCCCCCCUGCUCCUUCCCUUCUCUACCUCCCUUUCCCUUUCUCCUAUGGUUAUGCGACCUUGAAAAGGAAACAACCAAACUGGCGGUUAAGCCUAAAAUAAAACGAAAUAAACACACCACCUCUGCCUCUGCGCCUUAAAUACUAUAUGAACGCAACAUGAACUUCUGUUCAGGUCGCAAAACGACGAAAAAUCAAUUCCUAAAGGACGUUGAAUCUUAGUUUUGAAGCUUAUAGAAAUGAAAAUGCACGAGCUUGGACAAGAAGACAUGAUGGUCUCCGGUGGCCGCACGGUGAUGGUGGGGGUCAAACUUGACUCGCAGAGCAGAGAGCUUUUGACAUGGGCCAUGGUCAAAGUGGCGCAACCUGGGGAUACUGUUAUUGCUCUGCAUGUUCUUGGUAAUAAUGAAAUCGUAGAUCGAGAAGGAAAGUCUUCGCUUCUCUCGCUUGUCAAAACUUUUGACUCUGUUCUUGCAGUGUAUGAAGGUUUCUGCAACCUGAAACAGGUGGAUCUCAAGCUCAAGAUAUGCAGAGGUUCAUCGAUACGAAAAAUUUUAGUUAGGGAGGCAAAAUCUUACUCGGCAGCAAAUGUUAUAGUUGGAGCAGCCAGGAGUCACCAUACAAUCCGUUCACCGACAUCUGUUGCUAAAUAUUGCGCCAAGAAGCUACCAAAGGAUUGUUCAGUUCUUGCUGUCAAUAAUGGGAAAGUUGUGUUUCAGAGAGAAGGCACUCUAGCUAAAAGUGGUGAUUCGCUUGGAACUGAAGAUGAUCGCCGAAAUGGUCUUCUUAAUGUGAUUCAAAGGUCAAUUUCAUUAAGUAAGAAUUCCAAAGUCCUAAAUGAAAGCGGUACUGAUGAGGCCUUAAAGUAUGAUGAGGGUAACAACCAGAUUUUAGAGCGGGCCUUAGUUAUGACCCGUCCGAAUAGUUUGGGGAGUAUCAUGAAACGGAGUUGCUCAAUUUGUGGAAAAGUUGCUAAAUCUCUGGAUGACUCAUGUAAGCUGUCUGUUGAAGAGUCUUCUGGUGAUAAUGGUUGUGAUGAUAAAUCUUUAGCUUUAGUCCCAGUUCCAAAGGUUGAGGCGCCUUCCUGUUCAAUUUCUUCUUUAAUCAGACAGGUGCCUGAACUGAAACCUGGUUGGCCACUACUUAGCCGUGCAUUCUUACCAGAUGGACAAUCAUCAGAUGGAUCCUCAGUGAGGCAGAUCUCAGUGGUGCAAUGGGCAAUGAGGUUGCCAAGCAGGCAAUUUUCAACAUAUAUCUCCAAUUUGGAUCACAAAAAAAAUGGUAGUGAUCAGGUUGAAAAUCAAUCGAGUUUAGAUGGAGAAAGUGGCGCAAUUGUUCCAUUUGGCACAGAGACAUUGACAUUUCCACCUUCUCCCGACCAUUCUAAAAGUAAAAAUCUACCAAAAGAAUUGGAGGGUCUUCAUGAGAAAUACUCUGCAACUUGCAGAUUGUUUAAUUACCAAGAACUUCUGGCAGCCACAUCUAAUUUCUUGGCUGAAAAUUUGGUUGGGAAAGGAGGCAGCAGUCAGGUUUAUAAAGGUUGCCUCCCUGAUGGCCAGGAACUCGCUGUGAAAAUCUUGAAGCCAUCCGAAGAUGCAUUGAAGGAGUUUGUUUUAGAAAUUGAGAUUAUUACUACCUUACAUCACAAGAACAUCAUUUCUCUUUUGGGGUUCUGUUUUGAGGACAACAAAUUUCUCCUGGUUUACGAUUUCCUAUCGAGAGGAAGUCUUGAAGAGAACCUCCAUGGUAACAGAAAGGACCCCCUUGCAUUUGGCUGGAGUGAGAGAUACAAGGUGGCUGUAGGAGUAGCUGAGGCCUUGGAUCAUCUUCACAGUGAAUAUGCUCAGCCUGUGAUCCACAGAGAUGUUAAAUCAUCAAAUAUACUUUUGUCUGAUGAUUUUGAGCCUCAGCUUUCUGAUUUUGGACUUGCUAAAUGGGCACCAACCUCCUCAUCUCAUAUAAUCUGCACUGAUGUUGCUGGAACUUUUGGUUACUUGGCUCCUGAGUACUUCAUGUAUGGCAAAGUAAACAACAAGAUCGAUGUGUAUGCAUAUGGUGUUGUGCUCCUUGAGCUUCUCUCAGGAAGGAAGCCUAUAAGCAAUGAUCUUCCAAAAGGCCAAGAAAGCCUAGUUAUAUGGGCAAAGCCAAUUCUAAAUAAUGGAAAGGUUUCCCAAUUGCUGGACCCAAGCUUGGGUGAUGACUAUGAUCAUGAUCAGAUGGAGAGGAUGGUUUUAGCUGCCACUCUUUGUGUAAAACGUUCUCCACGAGCUAGGCCUCAAAUGAACCUUGUUGUGAGGCUCCUCCAAGGGGAUGAUGAAGUGACAAAGUGGGCCAGGCUGCAAGUUAAUACUGCAGAAGAAUAUGACAUGCUGGAUGAUGAAGCAUGUCCGCGUUCAAAUCUACAGUCUCAUCUUAACCUUGCAUUGCUUGAUGUAGAGGAUGAUUCACUCUCCAUGAGCAGCAUUGAGCAAACCAUCUCAUUGGAGAAUUAUUUGCAAGGCAGGUGUAGCCGGUCAUCAAGCUUUGACUAACCAACUACACAGUUCUGGCACGCAAAAUGCUAGUAAAAUAUCAAUUACUCUUUGUGAUUCUUUUGUAUAUUCCAUUGAUUUUUAACCUUCAUUGCCAUUCAGAUUUUUGUUGUCUUUUGUUUUUACUUGCAUAAGAGUUACAGAUAGGUGUAGGAUGAGAGGUUGUUUGUGGUGUGCCCUCCUCCUUCCCUUGAACAAAGUUCCCAACUUGUUGGGACAUUUCUUUCUGCCACAAAGGUGUCGGUGGUUGAAUGAAUCAAGAGUGAAAUCUGUUGUAACAGUUGAGCACAAGACCUUAUUGUAUUUAGAACAUUCUCUGAUUGAAUGAGUGGUGAGCCAGGUAAUCAUUGCUCCCGUUGCCUAUAGAAAGGCUAAUACCAUAAA